UAAAUUCUCCGCCGGCUCCGCGGCCACCGAGCGCCAGAGCCAACCGGGAGCGCCGUGCAUCCGCCGCCCGCCCGCCUGCCGCCCAUGGGCCGCACGCCCCGGCGCUGAGCCUCACCAUGCAGCCCACGGCCACCAUGGCCACCGAGGCCGCCACCACCACCACCACCACCACGGCUGCCCUGAUGACUUCGUGGGACAAUGCCACCAGCCGCCCCACGGCGGAGCCCGACCCCAUCCUGGACAACUACGUGCUGCUGGUGGUGGUGAUGUCGCUGUUCAUCGGGGGCACGCUGGUGGUGCUGUCCGGCGUUCUCCUGCUCUGCAAACGCUGCUGGGAAGUGCACCAGCGCUUCAACAGGGCCAUGGAAGAAGCAGAGAAGACCACCACCACCUACCUGGACAACGGCACCCACCCGAUACAAGACCCCGACUGCAGGGCGGAAGACCCCGAGAGCCAGGACACGGAGACAGAGCGCUUCCUCGCCACCAGCUCCACCGGCCGCCGCGUGUCCUUCAACGAGGCCGCCCUGUUUGAACAGAGCCGCAAGGCUCAGGACAAGGGCCGCCGGUACACCCUGACAGAGGGGGACUUCCACCACCUCAAGAAUGCUCGUCUCACGCACCUCCACCUGCCGCCUCUCAAGAUCGCUACCAUCCAUGAGUGUGAACCGGGUGAGGCCAGCUCAGUGGCCACACCCCACCCAGCCGCCACCCCCAAAGACAGCUUGGCUAUUUUCCAGCCCCCUGGGAAGGCCCUCACUGGCCGCUCAGUGGGUCCCAGCUCCGCCCUGCCAGGUGAUCCCUACAACUCUGUGGACUUCUCGGAGAUCAGCCCCCCCGCCUCCAGUGACUCUGGGGAGGGCAUCUCGUUAGAUGCAGGGCCCCGGGGUGCCAAGGCUGCUGGGCCUGGGCCUGAGGCAGCCCCCGGGGAGAUGGGCACAGGCUCCUCGGGACCGGGCACUGUACUGCAGUUCUUCACACGGCUACGCCGCCAUGCCAGCCUGGAUGGGGCCAGCCCCUACUUCAAGGUCAAGAAAUGGAAGCUGGAGCCCAGCCAGAGAGCGUCCAGUCUGGACACCAGAGGUUCCCCAAAGCGGCACCAUUUCCAGCGACAGCGGGCGGCCAGCGAGAGCAUGGAGCAGGAGGGGGACGCCCCUCAUGCCGACUUCAUUCAGUACAUUGCCAGCGCAGGCGACUCGGUGGCCUUCCCACCCCCCCGCCCCUUUCUGGCCAGCCCCACCAGCCCGCCCCCUACUCUCGGCAGGCUAGAGGCGGCCGAGGCGGCGGGAGGAGCGAGCCCCGAGACUCCUCCGGAGCACGGCAUCAGCUUGGGGCCCGAGCAUGCGCAGCAGCAGGACCCGCAGCAAGAGCAGGACGCCGAGCAUGCACAGUGCAGCUACCGUGACCUGUGGAGCCUCCGCGCUUCACUCGAGCUCCACGCGGCCACUGCAUCGGACCACAGCAGCAGCGGCAAUGACCGCGACUCAGUGCGCAGCGGGGACAGUUCGGGCUCGGGAUCGGGGGGUGGCGGCGCGGCACCCGCCUUCCCACCCCCGCCCGAGUCCCCGCCCGCCCUGAGGCCUAAGGACGGCGAGGCCCGCCGCCUGCUGCAGAUGGACAGUGGGUACGCGAGCAUCGAGGGGCGCGGCGCGGGCGACGAGGCCCCCGAACUCCCGGCUCCAGCCCGCAGCCCUCCCCGCAGCCCACGGGCCUGGCCGCGCAGGCCGCGCCGCGACUACAGCAUCGACGAGAAGACGGACGCGCUCUUCCACGAGUUCCUGCGCCACGACCCGCACUUCGACGACGCGCCGCGCCACCGCGCACGUGCGCACCCCCACGCCCACGCGCGGAAACAGUGGCAGCAGCGAGGCCGCCAGCACAGCGACCCUGGCGGCGCACGCGCGGCCACGCCCCCCGGGGCCGCCCGCCCCGCGCGUGCGCCCUUGCGCCGCGGCGACAGCGUCGACUGCCCUCCCGACGGCCGCGCGCUGCCGAGCGCGGGCGACGAGCCGUCCAUCCCGGUCAUCGAGGAGGAGCCCGGCGGCGGCAGCGGCGGCUGCCUGGGCCCCGGGCUGUGUGUGGAGCCCGCCGGGGCGCUGCUGGACAAGCUGGCAGCCAGCCUCGACGACAGACUCUUCGCUCCGCACCUCGCCGAGCCGGUUGCCUCCUCCCCGGUGCUGAUCGUCGCUGCUGCUGCCCCCACGUCCCCUGACCACAGCCCGGCCUAAGCUCCGUACUCGAUCCGCCUCUCGGCGGCUUCUCCGGGCACGCGGGGCCGCUGCGGGGAGGGCGCCAGCGGGGGAACCCGGGGCUGCCGUGCAUGCGCACGCGGCCCGACUCCAACUGCGCACUGCGGUGCCCCAUCGGGCACUUAGUGGGCGCAGCGGCCUCCGCAGGGGCGAGGCCCCAGGACCCUGGCGCGGCUGCACGGAGGACCAAGAGCUCGGACUCUGCGGUCCCUGUUCGGCCGACCACAGCAACCCGGAGGCCGGGUUGCUCCGAAGCGCAUGCUCCCUCCGUUGGUCAGCACGUGCUGGCGGUGCCAUUGCCGGCCUUACGCAUGCUGAACCUACUGGAGGCGAAGGGAGCACGGGGCACUAAGGAUCAGAGGAGCUGGCCGCCCCACCCCGAAUCCGUUUACCUCACUACGGCGUGUGCUCUCGCGGCACCCAUCCCCUCUCCGAGCAAUAACCGCUGCUCCCGCUCAGCAUGCGCACGGCCCCGCCUGUCCCACCCAAGAGCCGCGGGCUUUGGACACACGGACAGAACAGCCCAGGCGGCAGCUUCAAGUUUCCCAAGCUUUAUUUAUUGCCAAAAUAUAGGGCGGCCUCGCCGCGAGUGCCCGCCCACUCCCUGCCCUGCGCCCGCCCUCCACGGGUCGUCGUGUUGUCUGGUUGAUCAUAAAUGUCUCUGCAUA
This is a messenger RNA of Peromyscus leucopus (white-footed mouse), 2917 nucleotides long. It is a transcript of the gene Cbarp, whose product is annotated as CACN subunit beta associated regulatory protein. Bases 117 to 2228 code for a protein of 703 amino acids. Gene Ontology annotation, biological process: negative regulation of voltage-gated calcium channel activity; negative regulation of calcium ion-dependent exocytosis. The transcript is spliced from 10 exons. The record is from RefSeq and is a predicted model, not a curated record. Gene Ontology annotation, cellular component: plasma membrane; secretory granule. Lineage: Eukaryota; Metazoa; Chordata; Mammalia; Rodentia; Cricetidae. Gene Ontology annotation, molecular function: transmembrane transporter binding.